AUGACAGCUAUCGAAAAAGCAAUCGCAGCAAUUGAUUCGCAAGAUGCAGAAGGUCAACUUUCGUACCGCGCAGCUGCAAAAAAGUUUGGUGUUGAAGUCACAACAUUGACGCGCCGGCACCAAAACAAAACACAGUCGCGGGCGGCAGCUGCAAAAAAACGCCAAUUACUCACUCUACCACAAGAAUCUGAGCUAGUAAAAUAUAUAGAAAAACUAUCAAAACGUGGCCUACCACCUUCUCGAUCGAUAGUAAAAAAUUAUGUGGCCGUUAUUGCAGAAUGGGAGCCCUCCGACAGCUGGGUUAACGUCCAUCCCUAA
This is a messenger RNA of Bipolaris victoriae FI3, 318 nucleotides long. RefSeq lists its product as hypothetical. The record is from RefSeq and is a predicted model, not a curated record. The transcript has a single exon. Gene Ontology annotation, molecular function: DNA binding. NCBI's taxonomy places the organism in Eukaryota, Fungi, Ascomycota, Dothideomycetes, Pleosporales, Pleosporaceae. The coding region runs from base 1 to 318 and encodes 105 amino acids.